Molecule: messenger RNA, 2388 nt
Organism: Engraulis encrasicolus (European anchovy)
Lineage: Eukaryota; Metazoa; Chordata; Actinopteri; Clupeiformes; Engraulidae
Gene: abraa
Product: actin binding Rho activating protein a
Exons: 2
Coding region: 244-1350 (368 amino acids)
Biological process (GO): positive regulation of transcription by RNA polymerase II; positive regulation of Rho protein signal transduction
Cellular component (GO): sarcomere
Molecular function (GO): actin binding
Source: RefSeq, a predicted model, not a curated record
GGAUACCCUUCCCACAUCCCAAAAGCAGCCAGCAAGCAAGCCACGGCAGCGGCAUUGGCAUUGACAGCAGCAGCAGAAGUCAACAUAAGCUAACCUAACCUAACCUUCCUAAGGUAACCUUCCUAACCCUCAUUCCUGUCCUUGAGCACCAAAGGCCCGCCGCAGCACACACACACACAGAGAGGGAGAAAGAGCCAGAAGAGAAGACCCCAAGAGGACACACACAAACACAGGAGACCGACCAUGGCUACCACCACCACCACCAGCAGCGCCGCCCAAGAGACUAAGUCCUUCACCAGGGUCGUGCGCAAGAUCAAGUGUGCGGCGAUGGUCAACAGCCUGGCCAAGAGCUGGCAGAGCUGGGCCAGCGAGAACACCAGUAAGCAGGACACCAUCCCCUCGGGCUGGACGCCCGACUCCGUGCUGGAGAUGGAGGCGGCGGACAAGAAGAACGGCGAACAGCACGAUGGCGGCGGCAACAGCGAGGUCAAGCUGCCGGUGCCGAGGCCUCGUGUGGUGACGGUGGACGCCGGCAUUGGCAGCGAAGACCAGGGCGAGACCGUCAGCGCCAUCAAGACGUCCGCCACGGUGACCAAGAUGGCGCCCAAGAUCAGCGAGUGCGGCAGCGACUGGGUGAGUGCCGUCAAGGAGAAGAUGGCGGCACCGGCGCCGGCCAACGAGGACGCCAAGAACUUCCUCGGCAACGCGUCGCCCACCCGGAGACGCUACUGCGCCUCCAAGGCAAUCGCCACGGGGACUGCGGCCAGGGGAACGACGUCGACGAGCGGUCUGGGGUCGCGCAGCAGCAGCCUGGACACGGAGGACAGCGGACUUGGAGAGGAGAUGGGUCUCAGCGACCAGAGCGAUCAGAACGACACGGAGCAGAAGAAGAAGCCUGCGACCAGACCCAAGAUCAAGGUGACCACCAUGGGCGACAUCAAGAGCCGCUGGCAGCAGUGGUCCGAGAGCCACCUGGAGAACCAGAAGCUGAACCCGUUCAGCGAGGACUUCGACUACGAGUACGCCAUGUCCAGCCGGCUGCAGAAGGGCGACAGCGGCUACGGCCGGCCCAAGGAGGGCUCCAAGACGGCGCAGCGCGGCGACCGCGCCAACAAGCACAUCCACAAGGAGAUGGACGAGAUGUGCUACAUCAUCCGCGACAUGGGCGCCGUGGACAAGCAGGGACGCAUCUACAUCACCUUCGGACGGCUCUUCGACCGCUACGUCAAGAUCUCGGACAAGGUGGUGGGCAUCCUGCUCAGGUGUCGCAAGCACAAGAUGCUGGACUUCGAGGGGGAGAUGCUGUGGAAGGGCCAGGACGACCACGUCAUCAUCACCAUGAGGGACUGACACGUCUGAUACAUCCAGGAUUUUUACAUUUCUGCUCGAAUUAAAUCAUCUGUUACGGUUACUGUCAGAAAGUUACUCUAAAAUCGUCGCUUCCAGUAAACCUAGCACUAAAUGGUUACAGCAGCCCACCAUGUUGCCAAUUUUUGUAUGACUGUAUGUGCUGUACGUACUUUGUAGCCUGAUUAUCAUCGACUUUCAAAGCUCUGUUCGAGACUUGGUCUAGUUGACUUGCAUGGUUGACCCCCCCUCCUCCCUCAGUCUGCAACUGGUCGAGGCCAGAAAAGGCUAUGCACAUCUUGUCACAAGGCUUGGCAGGCAGCCGCUUGGGGCCCCCAAGCCUAUAGAUGGUGAAUAACAACGCCUAAGACUUUAAACUACAGUAUGAGUAAUUUGUUGUGAAUAGUCAUUCUUGUGAUUUUUUGCUUGGGGCCCCAAGUUACUAUGGAAGCGCCUCUGGGGACUAAGGCUGACUGACAGUGGCCCACAUGUUUGUAAAGAUUCAAAAGAGUUUUGUUACAAGAAACUGUGAUUGUUUAGAGCUUUAAAUGAGCUUUACUGGAGCUUUAAAGAUGUUUUGUCUCAUCCACUGAAACAGUAUUUUUGUGGAUCUUGAAAGAGAUAAAAAACAUCUUUUAAUCUACCCGGUACAAGCUCCAAGAUUUUCCAAUUGUUGCCUUUCACAUUUGGUUUUGUGUCAUGGGUGUCGACCAUAGCAAUACUACUUAACAUCUAAAAAAUAGGCCUAUGCCUACGGUAUAUAUACACUGUAAAUUAUGACAGGAAACGAAUAAAACCUGGCUCACCGUUUCCUCUUGCAGUAACGUAAACGAGUCUCUUUCAAAAUGAAAGCAUUCCUACCUUCUUACAGAAGGACAUUUUGUAUUUAUUAGAAGUGCUACACAGGCUAAUGAUUUAUGUUGGUUAUUAAUUAAUGAACGCUGUAUUGAUUUGAUAUUCUCAGUCUAACAGCUCGAUUCUAAACCCAAAAGCUUUGCUGUGCGACUGGAAAAAAUAAUAAAAAAUCAUCUUUGUGAAAGA